CCUCGCGGCGGCGCCGCGGACAGCCGCUCGAUGCGUGAUGACGAUCACAGAUCCUCGCCUGCUCGCUCGCUCGCUCUGCUCCCGCAGCCACAUCACUGAGAUUUUUCUUUUUCAACAAAUCGCUCCAUACAGUGACUGUCCCCCGCCCUACUCUACCCUACCCCCUCCACCCGGCGUUAGCAGGGAACCGCACGGCACGGCUCGACUCGCUGCCAGCACCCCCGGCCCUCCUCCCGGGCUGCCCGAGCCGGCGUUUGAUUGGAUCCGAGUCGGCUAGCCUUUGCCCUCUAACCCCGCCGAUGUUGGCUGGGUGCUUCCUGCUCCCUCCGCUCUCCCCCUGACGGACCGACCGACCGACUGACGAAAGCUCGCCCCGCCGAAGCCGCUCGGCGAAGCGCCCCCGCACGGACACGCAGCCGACCGGGAAGGAGCCGCUCCAGCGCCGGGGAGCCGACGAGAGGACGAGCCGCAAAAGCACACGGGCGGAACAACAACCGGGCAGCCAUGCGGAGGAAAUCCAGGAUAUUGUUAUGCUUUGCGGUGCUUUGGGUGCUGGGGAUAGCCUACUACUUCUACUCGGGGACAGCGUUAAGCCGAAAGGAUGAUUGGGGCUCCAGUGACUCAUCCAGUAGAAGCAAAACAGACGACAAGACUCACGGCCUGGAGACUCUGCCGCCAGGUAAGGUGCGCUGGCAGGACUUUGACCAGGACCUGUAUGUUGGAGCAACGGUGGUCCGACCGGGUCAGGACCCGUACGCCAGGAACAAGUUCAACCAGGUGGAGAGCGACAAACUGCGAAUGGACAGAGCCGUGCCGGACACGAGACAUGACCAUUGCAGACAUAAACAGUGGAAGUCCGACCUGCCGGCCUCCAGCGUGGUCAUCACCUUCCACAACGAAGCUCGCUCGGCUCUGCUGCGGACUGUGGUCAGUGUCCUGAAGAAAAGUCCUUCCCACCUGGUCAAAGAGAUCAUUCUGGUCGACGACUACAGCGAUAACGCGGAGGACGGAUCGCUGCUGGGGAAAAUGGAAAAAGUCCGUGUGUUGAGGAACGACCGCAGAGAAGGACUGAUGCGUUCAAGGGUUCGUGGUGCAGAUGCCGCCACGGCGCCCGUCCUCACCUUCUUGGACUCUCACUGUGAAUGUAACGACCACUGGCUGGAGCCGCUGCUCGAGAGAGUGGCUGAGGACAAGACGAGAGUAGUGUCUCCCAUCAUUGAUGUCAUCAACAUGGACAAUUUCCAGUACGUAGGAGCCUCGGCCGACCUGAAAGGAGGUUUUGACUGGAAUCUGGUGUUCAAAUGGGACUACAUGACUCUGGAUCAGAGGCGAGCCAGACAAGGAAACCCCAUCGCCCCAAUUAAGACUCCAAUGAUUGCAGGGGGGCUGUUCGUCAUGGAUAAGGAUUACUUUGAGCUGCUGGGAAAGUACGACAUGAUGAUGGACGUGUGGGGAGGAGAAAACCUCGAGAUCUCAUUUCGCGUGUGGCAGUGUGGUGGCAGUCUGGAGAUCAUCCCCUGUAGCAGAGUUGGCCACGUCUUCAGGAAACAGCAUCCUUACACCUUCCCGGGGGGCAGCGGGACUGUAUUUGCAAGGAACACCAGGAGAGCAGCAGAGGUGUGGAUGGACGAGUUUAAAAACUUCUACUACGCUGCCGUCCCCUCGGCGAGAAAUGUCCCCUACGGAAACAUCCAGAGUCGCAUGGAGAUGAAGAAGAGAUUAGGAUGCCAGCCGUUCAAAUGGUACCUGGAGAACGUCUACCCUGAGCUGCGAGUCCCGGACCACCAGGACAUCGCAUUUGGGGCGUUGCAGCAGGGAGGAAACUGUCUGGACACUCUGGGACAUUUCGCCGACGGCGUGGUGGGUGUCUACGAAUGCCACAACGCCGGAGGAAACCAGGUAGCGUUACUGCGACGACACACUCAGGAGUGGGCCCUGACCAAGGACAAGUCGGUGAAACACAUGGACUUGUGCCUGACUGUGGUGGACCGAACGGCGGGCUCCCUCAUCAAGCUGCAGGGCUGUCGAGAGAACGACAGCAGACAGAAAUGGGAGCAGAUUGAGUCCAACUCGAAGCUCCGUCACCUGGGCAGUAACCUGUGCCUGGACAGCCGCAGCGCCAGGAUGGGCGGACUCACCGUGGAGGUCUGCAGCCCGAGCCUCAACCAGCAGUGGAAGUUCACCCUCAAUUUACAAUCAUAGGGGGCGCUACCAAACCCCUCCCCUCCUCCCCGCCCCUUCCCCCCCCCCCCCCCCGGGCACAGCUGGAUAAAUGGAUAGAGGCACCAACGGACUCUGAAACACAGAUAAAGAGAUGGAAACUUGAGACUUGAGGAGAAAGACAAACCGAUGGAUAAUCGAUCCCUCGCUUGUCCUCCGCCUGCUGAGAGGUGCUGCCAGUCACGUCUAUACACCUCUCCCCCACCCUCACCCCGCCCAGUGUAACAAAGAGCCACACCGACCCGGGGAGGGGCUUGUAGACCAUAUUGGAGCUGGAUGGUGACUGUGAUGAUCAUGAUGAGGAUAAAAGCGAUGAAGAGGCUUUCCAUCCAAACUACAUACCUCAGUGUUUCUUCAUUGAUGGUUCCAGAGGUUCAUUUUUUUGUUUUACUUACUUUAAUAAUGAUGAGGUAGAACUCUUUUUACCUUGUAAUUGUAUUAUUUUAUUGUUAAUAUUUUUUAUCACUUGCUGUUAACUUUUCACCGAGGUUUCGCAGAAGUUAGGUUGUUUUUUUUCUGUUCUUUAUUGAACGGGACGAUGUUGUUGCUCGUCUCCCCCCCUCUCUCUCUCUCUCUCUCUCUCUCUCUCUCUCUCUCUCUCUCUCUCUCUCUGUCUCUCGCUCUCGCUCUCUCGGCCACCACACCGAGCCAGAGCUCGGGCCUACAGCUAGAUUCUGGAUCUACGUCAGAUGGAGGCUUCAGGUUGCGGUUCUGGGAAUAGAGGGACGUGAAAGGAGGAAAAUAGACUCGAAACUCUUGUGCCCCCCUCAUUUGUUCACAGGAUCGACAGAAAACAGAGGCAACGUGGAGAAAAGAAUGCUGUGAUUUCUGAUUGUGUCUUGGUGAAGGAGGGUGGAGGAGGAAGGGGUGCAUGGAGGAACUUCUCUGCUUUGGAUGGGGCCCUCACAGCCAGGAAGUGUCUUGAAGCCACCGCUCAGGAUUUGCUGUUUGUUGUCGGGCUGUAGCACUGGCUGCCACAGCAGCUCCACUUCUACACCAUUAUGUCUCUAAAGGAACGAUACAAAGGAGAAGAAAAAAAAGUCUCUUAACAAAAAUUGUAUUUUUUGUUUAUUGUCGGUGGAAAAAAAAACGAUAAUUGAACCAAAUUUCGAAUGGAUGUUUUUGUGUUUGAGGAAUACCAGAUGACUGAUUAAAGGAGUUUUUUCUUUACGUACUGUCGCUGCUCUCUAACUGCUGCCUGUGGAGCAGCUCGGUUUAUACAUCUUCUUUGCCUGUGUCUAUUCUUGCCAUCGUAGUACGGUGACUGUACAAACCACACUCACGCAGAAGUUCAUUAUGCAGCUUUUUCCCCUGCGUUGGCUAAAAAAGGAUAUUUGUACAUUUAUAAUAUACUCUCAAACACCUGCCUGAUUCUGCGUGGCACUAGAAGGAAACACCAGCGCUCAUGUGUGACCACCAUUUCGCCUCGAUGACGAGUAAAACCUGGCUUAUACCAGUCUGUGAUCAGAUAUCGGCAAAAAAGAAAACCUGGCAGCAGUCAAAUGUGCGUGCACACCUUUUCUAACCAGCUCCUUCAAGCUGCAUCAACAACCAGUUCCCCACAUUUGCACUCGGUUACAAAUGAUUCCUAUCAGCAUUUUUUUUGUAUUUGUUGUUUCUGUUGGAGGGGCCAUCCAUUCAGAAGUUAGAAACUGCAAUAAACAAGGUUCCACUGUUGGUCCUCCCUCUGUUUCUGCUUAAGGUGAGCAGGUUCUUCUGUUUGAACAAGCAGAACUUCACAGUUUUACCUGAUGCAAAGUACGAGUAAGAACACAAGCUACUUCACACCGUGGAACAAAAUCUCAUUGCCACUUGUUUUUUUUUCUUACUUGAAAUCAGUGUUACUGAUUUACAGCACAUGUUCCUGUUUGCUACAGUUUGUCGCUGGCAGUCUUUCCAGGGCUUCAACAUGAGCUUUUCUGCUAUGUUCCUCUUUAUUGCUGGUCCCUGUAAUAAUAAUUACAGUAACAAUGGUGCAGUUUGGGUUAUUGGUUCUGAUUAAAUUUGGAGGAACACUUGGCAACAACAAACACCAAGGAUCUUUGAACGGAUAAUGAGCACUGUACAAAAGAUAUGGCCCAUAAAAAUCACAUCCUCUAUUUCUGGGUUUAUUCAAGGAAUAAUUGGUUCAUUCAAGUGUUCGUUAAUGUCAAAUCUUCUGUUUUCUUUCUUUCUCUCCAUCGCUCACAUUCACGCCGUUACCUGUAAAUGUUGAUUUCUUUGCUUUUACUGUGUUACCUAAUGGACAAAGACAGCGCUUCAUGCUCGAUGAGCUGUCUGAUACGUCUUCUAUCUCUUUGUUUGUGUGCUGCCGUUUUGUUCCUUGUACCCGUUGGCCUUGUCUCAAACACUCGCACGUCUGUGCGCAGUGUGAGCGGAGUGGAGAAGGUCAACUGAGACUGCGGCAGGUUGAAAAGCCUGCGCAGUGACUUGACAGGUCGCUGCGUUGAGCUGCAAGGCCUGGAUGUGAGGAAGGGCCCGAACCUGAUUUAAUGUUUCAGUUCAUGUCUUUAAUGUUACAUUCUCCACUAAAUAAUGGAAAUGCGUUGUUGUUUUUUUCUACAGACGAACAUGAAACAUUCUCAGUUGUCUUGACUUAAGUAUGUUGCAAAUCGAUAAUUGGAAUGGAAGAUUGACUGUGUACGUUUCCUCAAUUUAUCCACCCAACAGCUUUUGCGGUUCCAUAAUCUGUUCUUUGAGCCUGAACUAAUGAUAAUUUAGUGGUCAGAUCUGAGGUUUGGGCUUUCUUUGGAUAAAAAGAAUACCCUACGGAUUUUGGGUUUAGGUACUUUCAUUUUCUAUCAAUUAUUCCAUUACAUCGCCUUGAUAAGAGUUUGGGUCUUUAAUAGGGUACAUGUGUAAAAAUGGUCUCCUAACUUGAUGUCUUUAACAUCAAAAACUGCAAUGCUCAAGUAUUUGUCUUCAAAUGUUGAUGCUUAAAUGUUCUUGAUGAGAGCCUCAGACUAGAAGUAUCUGCUUGUUUCUUUUGUUUGGUGGUGUAUGGCGCCCUCUACUGACACUUGUGCUUAUGAAACAUAAGGAAAGAAAGACCGACUCAAUGUAGCACAUUUCUGAUGUACAACGCACCGCUGAGAAUUUCCUUUUAGUUUUUUCUUUUGUCAUUAUACUGUAAAGCUGCAGUACAAAGUGAGCAGGCGUGAGAACCAAACUGCGCACAGCUGAGCGACCGCGGUCGGGCUGUCUGCUACAAAAGUUCAGAUAUGUUAUUUAAGGCCUUUCAUUUUUAAAACCAGUCUUAUUCUUGUGAAGUUUAAGGGAUUGUUAUUUUACUUUUUAUUGUUUCUAUAUCAUGCGUAGAGGAAAUGACGCCUCAUUUUGAUUGGACGAUCAUAUGUUUACAUCUUUAGCACAGUGUGCCAAAGUUUUCCUUCCUGUUUUUCUCUGUGUGACGAAGAACCAGGAGGAAGAAAAGUCUUUGGAAAUGCAGCAUGAGACGCAGAGAACUGGUUGCACAUCUGUGGAUGGUAUAUGUUGCCGAUUUCUUUCUCCUUCCAGUUUCAGUUAGACUCUCAUGACAUGCAAAGACAUCUCUUAGCUGCUGCUCUGCUGUCCUCCUUAUCUACGGACAUCUUCAGCAAGCAUUAAAGGGAGGCGUAUAACUGAACACCCAGUCGGUGAACAAGAGCGUCUUCCCCACUGAGCCAGUAGGACUUUAUUCAUACUCAUUGUGUUUUGAGGGGAAAACAAUUAAUCGCUUAUAUUGAUGGACUUUAACAAGAAAAGAGGUGUAAAGGUCCAGCUUGGUGUUCUCUCAGUUUCCCCUCAAACAAGGAGUAGAGUUACAUCCCGGCUUGUCCUAAUGAGAGGUCUGUCUUCCCCCUUCAGCUCACCUUAAAUCUUAAAUCCCCUUUUAGGAUCAACAGAAGAGCCCUCUGAUAUGUGAAAAGCCCUGCUAAGACGUCCUGUUCAGGACGGCUUCAGCUCCUCCGUCUCUUGCUAUAAUUGACUGCAGCGUAAUGUGUGAGUCAGUGCAUAAGAGGGACUUUACACGGCCAUGAGACUAAAUACUGGAAAAGUCUCAUCAACCAGUAAAGACGGGUUAAAGGAUGAAAUAGUAAUCAAUGUUUUCAAGGGGUGAUGUGUUUUUUAAGUGGAGAAAGACUUCAUUAAGCGAUGGGUGGGGUAUGGCACGAGGGGUGUCACACAUGUAAAAGUGUAUAUUUUUGUAUAUACCUACAUCAGUGUGUGUGUGUGUGUGUACACGAUGUACAUAUAUGCACAGUGUACUCUGCUGCAGUUCCUAGUUUUGUUGUCAGACUGUACAGCGCUUCUAACUGUCCCCUGUUUUAUAGAUCCGGCGGAAAUUCAACUUUGAAUUAGGAAAAAUGGUUAACUUAAAUAAAUGCGUUUAUAUAUAUAAAACUGAA
Gasterosteus aculeatus aculeatus (three-spined stickleback) is the source of this 6608-nucleotide messenger RNA. RefSeq names its product UDP-N-acetyl-alpha-D-galactosamine:polypeptide N-acetylgalactosaminyltransferase 2 (gene galnt2). Gene Ontology annotation, biological process: protein O-linked glycosylation. Gene Ontology annotation, molecular function: polypeptide N-acetylgalactosaminyltransferase activity. The record is from RefSeq and is a predicted model, not a curated record. NCBI's taxonomy places the organism in Eukaryota, Metazoa, Chordata, Actinopteri, Perciformes, Gasterosteidae. Gene Ontology annotation, cellular component: Golgi apparatus.